Messenger RNA from Salvia hispanica, 864 nucleotides. The record is from RefSeq and is a predicted model, not a curated record. NCBI's taxonomy places the organism in Eukaryota, Viridiplantae, Streptophyta, Magnoliopsida, Lamiales, Lamiaceae.
AUGAAUUUUAAUUCGGGUAGUCAUCUAGGUGCCAAAAUAAGUACGGAGACGCCGUGUGCAGAAAAUGCUGCUGCUUCUCCACCUGCACAAAAUAACUCUAUCGUUGAUGAGAGAAAUGGUCGCAAUUUGAAUGUGGGAGAGGACGAGCGAGAUGAAGAGGAGGAAAGAAAUGAUGACGGAUCGACUCUCUGGACUGCAUGCCCUUAUUCCUAUUGCUAUUAUAUGUAUGAGUAUCCUAAUCUGUAUGCUGAUUGUACACUGCGGUGCCAUAAUUGUAAGAAAGCGUUUCAGGCGGUGGUAAUUCCGUCGCCACCGGCGCAGUUGGAUGGACAAGAUGGGUACUUUUGCUGCUGGGGAUUUAUACUAAUGGGGUUUUCUAUGGAGAAUUGGGAGAAAAACAAGGGUGCUGCCUCAUCUUGGACUCCCUUUUCACCUAUGUUCAAUACUAGAAAGCCUCCACGGAAGAGCCCGGCUCCUAGGAUAUAUUUUGAUGACGAUGAGGUUUUUGUUGAGGUUUCAGAGUCAAGUGAGUCUGAUGAUGAUGAUUGGAAUAAGGAUGCAGAGAAAAGGAACAAGAAAGGACGUGUGGAUAAGGGGAAGAAUGUCGAUGAUUCAGUACCUCCAAACGGGGUGGAAACCCCUAAUAAAACAGCAGCCGAGUCGAGCAAAAAAUUGGAUUUGAAUGUGGAAUUCAGCAAUGAAGCUGAGGAUCCAGCUCCUAGAGCGAAGCAAGGGAAUGGGCGAAGCCGCGGGGAGGAUGAUAACAUUGAACGGAUUGGGUUUUUUGAGGGCCUUGAUGAAUUCCUUAGCAGUCUCCCCAUUCUUAAUGUCGUAGGUGAUGAUAAGGCUGUCAAGGCUGCAUAA